Neltuma alba is the source of this 1336-nucleotide messenger RNA. RefSeq names its product actin-related protein 2/3 complex subunit 3. Gene Ontology annotation, cellular component: cytoskeleton; Arp2/3 protein complex. The transcript has 5 exons. Lineage: Eukaryota; Viridiplantae; Streptophyta; Magnoliopsida; Fabales; Fabaceae. The record is from RefSeq and is a predicted model, not a curated record. Gene Ontology annotation, biological process: regulation of actin filament polymerization; Arp2/3 complex-mediated actin nucleation. The coding region runs from base 525 to 1049 and encodes 174 amino acids.
AGAGGCAUCGGCAUUCUUGUUUGCUUGUACCAUCGUCUUCUUUCUCCGUCGUGUUAGGGUUUGGAACAUUGUAAAUUGCCUUUCAUUUCUUCACACAUGCCAUUCACACCAGCUUCCUUGCGUAUUACGCCAAAUUAAUGCGAUUUUUCGGCCGACGUUUUACUACAUUUAACGAUUUGUUGGAAAAUCGCGUUUCAUCCGCGGUUUCCUUUCGGGGGUUCAAAAUAUCGGAAAAUAACGAUCGUAUCGCGCUCGUUCCGAAAAAUUCAUUUUCAACUGCAUAACUUCUCGAAUCUUUGUUGAGAAAUUGCUCUUCCCUCACCCAACGGAGGGUGGUGCCAGCAACUUUAUAUCGUCUCUUUAGUCGCUGAAUUUUGUUACGAAUUUGUUCUGCUGAAUGUAAUUCAUUGGUGAAUAUAUCUUUCUUCGAUUCUAUCAGAGAUUUUGGGCUGCAUUUUGGAGGAUCGGAUCAUUUCAGUAAUCGAGUUAGUCCGGUGGAACAUCAUUUAAUCCGGAGAAAAGAGAUGGUUCAUCAUUCUAGUUUUGUUGAUGAAGAAGGAGUCGACAAAGCUUGUGGGUGUCCUCUACUUCCCUUGAAAAGCCACAUAAAGGGACCGGCUCCAAAUUCAGAUCAAGACAGAACUGAUAUAGUGGAUGAAGCUAUCACGUUCUUUCGCGCCAAUGUUUUCUUCCGAAACUUUGAUAUCAAGAGCCCUGCUGAUAAGCUUCUUAUAUACCUGACAUUUUACAUUAACGUGGCUCUCAAGAGGCUUGAAGGUUGCAGAACUUUAGCCGAAGGUACGAAGGCAAUCAUUAACUUGGGUCUGGAAGACGUUCCUGUACCUGGAGAGUCUGGCUUUCCUUUUCCAGGCCUUUUCCCUCUUCCGCAAUCACGGAAGGAAGCAGAACUAUUCAGAAAUUAUUUGAAGCAGACAAGGGAGGAAACAAGUGGGAGGCUAUUGAGCGUGGCAUACAGACCCAAUGGGACUCCCAAUAAAUGGUGGCUGGCAUUUGCAAAGAGGAAAUUUAUGAAUAUAAUUGUUCCUUGAAUUGUUGUGACGUACAGACUCUGCUUGAAUCAUAGGUUAAGCGUUGAAAAACACAUUUAGCAUUAAGUUGAUAUGUGAAUAAGAUUUAUGGUAAAAAAAAAAAAGGAGGUAUUAUUGUUUCUUUUUAGGUCUCAGUAUCCAACCUCUCCUUUGUCUGUCCACUGAAACUUUAUUUGUCAUAUUUUGGUGUGUCUGUCAAAUUGGGUUCCCUUCAGCGUCACCUUGUAAUGGGUACUUCGGAUGCUCAUCUCCACAAGAAGUUCUAUUCCAGUUAUUUAGUGCUUUAA